Trypanosoma brucei brucei TREU927 is the source of this 1755-nucleotide messenger RNA. RefSeq names its product lysyl-tRNA synthetase, putative. Gene Ontology annotation, cellular component: cytoplasm; cytosol. Lineage: Eukaryota; Euglenozoa; Kinetoplastea; Trypanosomatida; Trypanosomatidae. Gene Ontology annotation, biological process: lysyl-tRNA aminoacylation. Bases 1 to 1755 code for a protein of 584 amino acids. Gene Ontology annotation, molecular function: tRNA binding; lysine-tRNA ligase activity; ATP binding. The record is from RefSeq and is a predicted model, not a curated record. The transcript has a single exon.
AUGUCGGCUGUGGAGGAGCUCCGAGCUCAAAUCGAUGCGCUCGCGUCGCAGAUCUCUGCGGUUAAAAAGGAACAGGGCGCCUCUAGUGAGGCGUGCAAAUCCCUUGUGGCUAAAAUGACUGAACUUCGAAAGCAACUUCCUCAAGAAAAGAAGGAAAAGAAAGCGGAGAAGGCCCCGGAGAUCAGUUACUACGAUACACGUCUCGCAAUGGUGAAAGAAAUGGGCCCUCUCGGUGCCGCCUACCCUCAUAAGUUCCACCGAGACUACACCUUACCCGCCUUCCGAGAGUGUUUCAAGCCAAUGUUGCAGGAAAAGGGUCAACGCCUCGAUAAGGUCGUGACGAUUGCCGGACGUAUCGUCGUGAAGAGAAGCUCGAGCUCCAAACUGCAUUUUUUGGCUCUUCAGGGUGAUGGGGAGGUACUGCAGGUUAUAUCCAUGGCGAGUGACUACGUUAAUGAUGGUUUUGCGGACAUUCACAGCAAGAUCAAGCGUGGCGAUAUCAUUGGUGUGCGAGGUGUGCCAUCGUUUUCAAACACGGGGGAGUUCUCCAUGAGUGCCUACGAAAUCACGCUGCUCUCCACAUGUUUUCACAUGUUGCCAGAUGAGCAUUACGGGCUGAGCUCAGUCGAACAGCGCUUCCGUCAGCGAUACCUCGACCUGAUUGUGAAUCGAGAAAACGCGAAGACUUUUAUCCUCCGCUCCAAGAUCAUAAGCUACAUCCGCAGUUUCUUUGACCAGAAGGACUUCCUAGAGGUGGAAACGCCCAUGUUGAACCAGAUCGCCGGUGGUGCUGCUGCGCGGCCUUUUAUCACACACCACAAUGAGCUCAACCAGACAAUGUACCUGCGAAUUGCACCGGAGUUGUACCUAAAAAAACUUGUUGUUGGUGGCUUGGAUCGUGUAUAUGAGAUCGGCAAACAGUUCCGCAACGAAGGUAUCGAUCUCACGCAUAAUCCGGAGUUCACGAGUGUGGAGAGUUAUUGGGCGUACGCAGACUACAAUGAUUGGAUGGAGACCACUGAGGAGUUACUUUACGGUAUGGUCAUGCAUCUUUACGGAUCUCCUAUUGUGAAGUACUCCCCGAGGGAUUCAGAGGGCCGUCAGUUACCUGAGGUAACUUUUAACUUCAACAGGCCCUUCAAACGCCUGCACAUUGUUCCGAAGUUGGAGGAGAUACUAGGACUUAAAUUCCCUGCUGAUUUCUAUUCCUCUGAGGCAAACAGUUUCUUUCUGGACAUUUGCAAGAAGAACCAGGUUGAGUGCAAUCCCCCCUUCACAACGACACGCCUACUAGAUGCGCUUGUCUCCCACUAUCUUGAGCCACAGUGCCACGACCCGACAUUUCUGUGCGACCACCCGCGUAUAAUGUCUCCGUUGGCAAAGUGGCACCGUAAAGACCUUCGGCUCAGCGAGCGCUUCGAGCUGUUUAUUAACAAAAAAGAGAUCUGCAAUUCAUAUACGGAGUUAAACAGUCCCCUCGUGCAGCGAGAGGAGUUUGAAAGGCAACUGCGUGACCGCGAGAAGGGUGAUGACGAGGCAAUGGAUAUUGAUGAGGGUUAUGUACAAGCAUUGGAAUACGCGUUGCCUCCCACUGGUGGUUGGGGUUUGGGUAUUGAUCGACUCGUCAUGUAUCUCACAAGCCAAAACAACAUCAAGGAAGUCCUUCUAUUUCCAGCUAUGAAACCUGAAGGGACAUCCUCUGCCACAUUCCCACCAGGAACAAUGUUGAAUGGACAAGGGGUGCCACUUCUUUGA